Messenger RNA from Cuculus canorus (common cuckoo), 1711 nucleotides. RefSeq names its product dual specificity phosphatase 19 (gene DUSP19). Lineage: Eukaryota; Metazoa; Chordata; Aves; Cuculiformes; Cuculidae. Gene Ontology annotation, biological process: protein dephosphorylation; regulation of MAP kinase activity. Gene Ontology annotation, molecular function: JUN kinase phosphatase activity. Gene Ontology annotation, cellular component: cytoplasm. The transcript has 4 exons. The coding region runs from base 80 to 718 and encodes 212 amino acids. The record is from RefSeq and is a predicted model, not a curated record.
CCAAUCGCGUGUCCCCGCUCUGCCCGCGGCCCCGCGCCCCAGCCUGUCCCCGCGCGGCGCCGGGCGGCGGCGGGGCGCGAUGCAGUCGCUGGCGCAGGAGAUCCGCAGCUUCUCCCGCGCCAACCUGCGGCGGCAGCGCACCCGCGUCACGGCGUUGAGCGGCAGGACCGUCAUCGAGACGUGGCGCGGCGCCUGCCUGCAGCAGGAGGAGGCGGGGACCCUGCCCGGCGGCGGCUUCGUGCGGGACCUGCGCGCAGACCUGCAGGUCGGGGCGGUGAAGCCCUGGCUGCUGCUCGGCUCCCAGGAUGCCGCGCACGACCUGGAGACCAUGAGGAAGCAUAAGGUUACUCAUGUUCUGAACGUGGCAUAUGGAGUCCAAAAUGCCUUCCUCGACGACUUUGUAUACAAGACUAUUUCUAUUCUGGACCUCCCAGAAACUGAUAUUACCUCCUAUUUUCCAGAAUGUUUUGAAUUUAUUGAGAAAGCCAAGAACCAGGAUGGUGUGGUACUGGUCCACUGUAACGCAGGAGUCUCCCGUGCAGCGGCUGUAGUCACUGGUUUUCUAAUGAAUUCAGAAGGACUGAGUUUUGCUAAAGCCUUUUCCUUGGUGAAAAAUGCAAGGCCUGCGGCUUGUCCGAAUCCUGGCUUCAUGGAGCAGCUUCGCAAGUACCAGGAACAGACCGUAAAGGCAAAUGGAAGCAUAAAUGAUCAUGACUGAUCGAUAGGGAGAGGUCAAACCAUCUGGUUUGACUGUACGGUAACAGGUGUUGGCUGUACUUCAGUCUGUUGUUUUGCAGACCCCUUUCACAUCUGCAUUUUAAAGGCCUUACAUGUUUUUUUUUUUUUUUACCCCUCUGACCCCCUUUUUUUGACGUGUAGUCUAAAGGCCAAAGGGUAUUCCACCAACUGCAGAGAUUACUGCCCAAGAACAAGCUCUUCCUAGAGCGCUAAUAAAAAGAUACAGUUCAAUUUUCCUUGGAAUAUAAAAAAAAUAAUAAUUUUUAAUUGAAUCCUCAGAGAAUGCAGGCAAUAGAGAAAGGAAAUAAAAUAGUUGACAUAAAUUGGCCUGUUUAAUACUAACCUAAAUCUAUGCAUUCUAGUGGGUUUUAAAAUCUAGGUAAUAAAAUGUUCAUAUAACAAAAUACUUGAUAUUGGAUUUUCAAUUUAUAUUGCAACUGAAGAGGAUUUUAUGGAAUUUGUGGGCUAGCCAGCCAUUAAAUAUUUUUGAAAAUAUAAACAGACGGUCUUUCGAGGAUGCUCCAAAUAUGCAGGACAUUUUAGUCCUUCAUAUCUUUCUACUGUUUCCCAUCAAGUAACAAUUGAAGUGCACUAACACGUUUUCAAAUUGCUGGGACCAGGCUGUCAGUAUUUUUUGUAGCUCAUUUCAGUAGAGAUAGGAGAAAUGUUUCCAACAACCUCUCUCUAACUCACUGCAGCUGCCUUUUCUUUGCGUUCAGCCCUCAACUGCUGCCCCCUCACACUCGGUUCCACAUCAUGUACAAAGAACAGACAUCGCAGUUUGUAUAACUGUGACCCUCCUGGCAAAUCUCGUGCUGGAGUAACUUGUCUUCACAUGGCAUGGUAAACUCAAACAAACUGCAGAAGAUUUUAAUAGUAUUUUUGUGGCCUUCAUGCCAUUUCUUAAUGGUUUGAUAUGUUAAUGUGCAAUAAAAUAAAAAGAACAUUGUGUUUGGAUACAUUUCGUGUUAAA